ACGAACGCAAACCCCGGUCUCCGCCUGCCCCAAUCCCCACUCCAGGCCGUCAUCCCCAACCCACCAUGAGGACGAGGAUGCCGAGCUCAGGCGGCGGCGCUGGUCCGGGCCUCCGAGGGAUCAGACCGUCCUCCGUCGACCUCUGCUUCCUCUUCCUCAAGACCUUGGCCGCCUGGUGCAGGGAGACCGCAGCUCCGCGCUCGUAGGCCUGCCCAAUCCUCCUCUUGCUCCUCGCGCUGCUCUUCCCUUCCCCCGCCCCCACCCCCGCAGUGCCGCCUCGCUGUUCCCGCUCGCGGCCAUCUCCAACGCCUCCUCCCACGCCUACGCCCACCCCUGAUGCCACCUUCUUCGAUGCGACGUCGUCGACACCGUCGCCAACAAGUAUGGCUGGGACCCCGUCACGGAGGUCCGGGUCUGGCCGCUCAACACCGAGGGCGCGCUCGUCGGCGCCGUUCAGCGGUACGAGUUCCGCGCCGGUGCGGGGGCGCCGCGGUCGCGCUGGCACGGGCCUCUGACGAGGCCGUCAACUGGAGCCGCCCCGACGCCCCCGCGGUGGAGGAGGUGGUCUGGCCCGACGGGGUCGACUUCGUCGCCGGCGACGGCGCCCUGGCGUUCGGCACCGGCGUCAGGGACAUGGACAUAGUAGGCCCGUUCGAGCUGGUGGUCUCCGAUGGCGCUGGCGGGGGCCUCGCAGAGCUCCAGCUGCCGUCGGUGUCCUGUCUCCGGCGUUCUUGAGCACCAUUGGGUCGAGGAAGGAGAAGCCAUCCUAUGGACUAGAACAGUUUGUGUGAGAUUUUAUUUUCUGGUGGGUUUAUUAGCUGGCUUGGAAAUGCUCCCUUGACAUUGUCCCAUUCAUCAACACAAAGAUUGUCAGCCUUUACCCAAUUGCAAGAUCUUCAGAAUAAAAAAGGGGAGACUGAGACCGGUAGAAAAGAGAUUCUUCAGUA
This is a messenger RNA of Triticum aestivum (bread wheat), 947 nucleotides long. RefSeq lists its product as uncharacterized. The transcript is spliced from 2 exons. NCBI's taxonomy places the organism in Eukaryota, Viridiplantae, Streptophyta, Magnoliopsida, Poales, Poaceae. The coding region runs from base 337 to 735 and encodes 132 amino acids. The record is from RefSeq and is a predicted model, not a curated record.